Molecule: messenger RNA, 7184 nt
Organism: Antechinus flavipes (yellow-footed antechinus)
Lineage: Eukaryota; Metazoa; Chordata; Mammalia; Dasyuromorphia; Dasyuridae
Gene: GRK5
Product: G protein-coupled receptor kinase 5
Exons: 16
Coding region: 164-1936 (590 amino acids)
Biological process (GO): regulation of signal transduction; signal transduction; protein phosphorylation
Cellular component (GO): cytoplasm
Molecular function (GO): G protein-coupled receptor kinase activity; ATP binding
Source: RefSeq, a predicted model, not a curated record
CAGAGGGAGGAAGAAGCCGCGGCUCUUCUUUAUUGAGGAGAAAAACUCAAAGGGAUUAAAAGGAAUCAUGCGGUAGGCAAAGAAGGCUUCCCAUUCUCAGCAGCACCUUUAGAAACUGACAUCCCACUGCCGAGCUGCUACCUUGCAAAGACUGCUACUGUCAAUGGAGCUGGAAAACAUUGUUGCCAACACUGUCUUGCUAAAAGCCAGGGAAGGGGGUGGAGGAAAGCGUAAAGGCAAAAGCAAAAAGUGGAAGGAAAUCUUGAAGUUCCCUCAUAUUAGCCAGUGUGAAGAUCUCCGGAAGAUGAUAGACAGAGAUUACUUCAGUUUGUGUGACAAGCAGCCAAUCGGAAGACUUCUUUUCCGGCAGUUCUGUGAAACUCAGCAUGAGCUGGAGUGCUGUAUUAGGUUCCUUGACUCUGUGGCAGAGUAUGAAAUUACACCAGAUGAAAAACUGGGAGAGAAAGGGAAGGAAAUCGUGAUGAAAUACCUCACCCCAGAGUCCCCAGCAUAUGUCACUGAAGUCAGCCAAGACCUGAUCCACCAAACGAAGGAAAAACUUGAACUGAGACCUUGCAAAGAACUCUUUUCUCACUGUGCAAAAUCUGUCCUUGACUACCUAAGUGGAGAGCCAUUCCAAGAAUACCUGGAGAGCAUGUAUUUUGACAGGUUUCUGCAAUGGAAGUGGUUGGAAAGACAACCAGUGACCAAAAACACUUUCAGGCAAUAUCGAGUGCUAGGCAAAGGAGGCUUCGGGGAGGUCUGUGCUUGUCAGGUGCGGGCUACAGGUAAAAUGUAUGCCUGUAAGCGGCUGGAGAAGAAGAGGAUAAAGAAAAGGAAAGGAGAGUCCAUGGCACUCAAUGAGAAGCAGAUUUUAGAAAAAGUCAAUAGUCAGUUUGUUGUCAACUUAGCCUAUGCCUAUGAAACAAAGGAUGCAUUGUGCUUAGUUCUGACCAUCAUGAAUGGAGGUGACCUGAAGUUCCACAUCUACAAUAUGGGAAACCCAGGCUUUGAGGAGGAGAGAGCCUUGUUUUAUGCAGCAGAGAUCCUUUGUGGCUUGGAAGAUCUUCACAGAGAAAAUACCGUAUACAGGGAUCUGAAACCAGAAAAUAUCCUGUUGGACGAUUAUGGCCAUAUCAGAAUAUCUGAUUUGGGUCUAGCUGUGAAGAUUCCUGAAGGAGAUUUGAUCCGGGGCAGAGUGGGAACAGUAGGAUAUAUGGCUCCAGAAGUCUUGAACAACCAGAGGUAUGGUCUGAGCCCAGACUACUGGGGGCUGGGCUGCCUCAUUUUUGAGAUGAUUGCGGGACAGUCACCCUUCCGAGGUAGAAAAGAGAAAGUGAAACGUGAAGAAGUGGACCGGAGAGUCCUAGAGACGGAAGAGGUGUACUCUCACAAAUUUUCUGAGGAAGCCAAGUCAAUCUGUAAAAUGCUACUAGCCAAAGAUGCAAAGCAGAGGCUGGGCUGCAGAGAGGAGGGUGCUAUGGAAGUGAAGGGACACCCAUUUUUCAGGAACAUGAAUUUCAAGCGAUUGGAAGCAGGGAUGUUGGACCCUCCCUUUGUACCAGAUCCCCGGGCUGUGUAUUGUAAGGAUGUGUUGGAUAUCGAGCAGUUCUCCACAGUGAAAGGUGUCAACUUGGACCACACAGAUGAUGAUUUCUAUUCCAAGUUUUCCACAGGAUCCGUAUCGAUUCCAUGGCAAAAUGAGAUGAUAGAAACUGAAUGUUUCAAGGAGUUGAAUGUGUUUGGACCAAACGGUACUCUUUCACCUGACCUGAAUCGGAGCUACGCUCCAGAACCGCCGAAGAAAGGCUUGCUACAUCGAAUUUUCAAGCGUCAGCAUCAGAACAAUUCUAAGAGUACUACUAAUUCCAAGGCGAAUUUUAACCACCACAUCAACUCCAACCAUGUACGUUCAAAUUCUACCGGAAGCAGCUAGUUUCAGCUCAAAUCUGGGAGUUUUAAAUGGGGCUAUGCCCUAGUCCUUCCACUUAAGAAACAGAGCUCCUGCCAACACGUGCCGCCACCAACACUGAGUUAAACCAAUGCUUCCACCCCUCCAAAAGCCAGAGAGGGGCUCUGUCCAAACCCUGGAAAUGGAACCUCCAAUUUUCCUGAAGAAAUUCCCACUCAGGUCUGCUUUUCUGGAGGGGGCCCUUGGACAGCUGGUGUGAUGGCACUUGGUCUCUGUAGAACAUUGCAAUAGAAAUCCAACAGAUAAGACAACUUGCACGUAUUUAAAUAGCAUCAUACCUAGAACUGAAUUUUGUCCUUAUUAUUUUUAAAGAAAAGUUUUGUAAAUUUCUCUAUUGUCUCAGUUUACAUUUUGUACAUUUGUAUUUAAAUGAAAGUCAGACUUUGAGGGUGUAUAUUUUCUGUGCAGCCGUUGUAAAGCCAUGUGUUUUAAGACAUUGAGGGGAAAGGGAGGGAAGGGGAGGGUGGGAUUUUAAAAAUGUGACUCAAGACUUCCAGAGCCUCAAUUGAAAAAUUGUUGUUUUUAUUAACUACAGAGAAUUAUUCCAAUUUCACAUCAGCUAGUGGGUUAUAUUUCCAUACAUGCAUUUGAUGGCACAAUUUAUUCCUAACUAACUUACAUUUGUUUGUAUAUUUGAUUUAUAGCAACACUGCAUACAAUUUCUCUGUUAGUUUGUAACGUCUUGUAUUAAAUGCUAAAAAAAAAAAAAAAAGAAAAAAAAGAAAAAAAGGGCACACUUGUGACUUAACCCCAUUUGAGAAUUUCCUCCACCUAAGGCUGAGACCUGCUGGCACCACUGAGUUUAGUGCCAGGUUUUUUUUUUUUUCCGUAGGUCAUCAAAAUAUUUGUGGUGUGAUUCGGGAUCCUCUUUCCAUUCUCCAUCCCAUUUAAACAUUAGAAGUAGACUCCAGGGAGAGGAAGCAUGGUCAGGACCUAAGACUUUGGCCCAUUGGUCUCUGGGCAGAAAAUAUUGUUCUUCCUAUCUAAUGUGUCCUGACCUCUUGUUUGCAUGCAUUUCCCUCAAAUUUGGGUUGUGAAGUUUUUUUUUUUUUUUUAAGAGGGAAAUAUAGGAAUGAGAACAAUGAAAGGAAAUCCCAAGUGUCUUAAAAUUUUACAGACAAAAGGAAGCCUAGAUGUAGAAGUCUGUAUCAGCUCUAAUGUUUAGAAUAAUAAAGACAAGAAGAAAGAUUUCCUGAAACUAUUUGGUGCCUAUGCAUUUAACAGGGAUUCCUUCUGAGAUAUGCUACAGAGAAGGAACACAGUAGUACAAAACAGAAAAAAAUAAAAUAAAAUAAGGCCUCUUGUGCAAAUUCCUCCUAGUUCCUGUGUGAAUAGUGAGUAAAAAGUCUCUAGUUUCAGAGCCCAGCAUGGGUAGUAGGUUGGUAAGUAGCCAAAGAUCAGUCAGGGAUGGACUUCCCUUAGUUUUCUCUGGUCCAACAUUGACUGCCCCAUGGAGAAGACCAGUGACCAAAAAUGGUGGCAAGGCACUUGAGAAGACAAGCAAAGGCAAGGAUGUCUUCCAUCCUUCAAAGGUCAGAACAGAGUUUUGAAACAAAAAAGGUCCUUCUAACUCCAGCCAGGAUUCACAGAACCCAAAUGGGUGAAAGAUCUCUGGAAAUAACCCCAGUGUCAAAGGAUCAUAGGAUAAUAGAUACAACUGGAAGCAACUUCAAAGGCCAUUUUGUUCUACCCUCUCAUUUUACAGAUGAGGAAACUGAGGGCUAGAAAUGUUAAAGUAACUUGCCUGGAGUUAUAUUCUCUUUUGGGGAAGCAGAUUCUUCCAUGUAAACAGCUUCAUCCUUAAUUCCCCAAUCUCACUACAGAGACAUUGAAAAAAUUAUACUACUCUCUCACUAGAUCCCAAGGGCUCUCAUCUAAACAAAGUGAGCAAUGGAUUAACCUGAGUCCCCUUAAGGCCCGCCAGGCAUUUGCUGCCACCAUUUCCCAUGACCUUCUGCACUUCUGGGCUAUGGUUUAGUGGAAUGCCAAUGUUUAGGGAGAACACCACUCAGAAUUUACUCGGUGUGAGUGAAUCAGAUAAUAAUGGGAUGAGUUUUCAGGGAGAAGCAUCUUGUGAGACUUAAAUACACAACCUAAUUUCAUAAUCGUGAGAUAUUUGAAUUACAAUGGACUUAAAUAUUAUCUAUUUCAAUCCCUUCAUUUUAUAUAUAUAGGGAAAUUGAGACCCAAAGAUAAAAAGUUACUUGUACCCAAAAUACUUGCACAAAAAGUUAUAUUACACAAAUAGCAAAUGGAGAACCUCACUCUUAAAUCCUAAAUUUUUGUUAUGUGCCUUUUGGGAAGUUUGAAUGUAUUAGAAAGUGAGUUAGAAAAUUGGGCUGAAUAAUUUUGAGGUGAUUCUAUAAAUAAAUGGAAGAGUAGAAAUAUUUUCUUUUCCCUAAUAUGCCUUUAAUCUACAGUAUUAAUUUCUGAAUCUAGAUGUUUCCUGGACCAGUUUCUUGGGCUAAUUAACCUUCCCAUUUCCUUAGGUUGGGUUAGAAGUAUUUACUACCAUCUAACCUUGCCAUUUUUGCUAAGAAUAUGGAAAUACCUUUGAACAGCUGGUCUUCCCUUCUCAAUAACAGAAUGGAAGACCAUUCUAUAGAAACCAUCAACUCAAAGGACUAUCUUCCCAUCCUGAUAUUAAGGGCUCCUCUCUAUUUCCCUAGUCUAUUGGGAUUCAAAAUUCUGUAGGUGCUGCAAGGAGAAUGUAAGAGCUGUUUUCAGUAUCAAAACCCAACACUGAAUUUAAACUUCCUGCAGAAUAUUCAAAAGACCUUAAUUGGGGCUUUUACUGUUUUUCUUUUUCUACUCCUUGGGUCACUUAGGCUAUAUCAUAAGCACAGGUCUCCACAUUGAUUCCUAAAAAGACUUGAGGCUCUCCUUCCCUUGUUGUAACUGCCACAAAUGUUCAUGAGUUGCAGCUGAGACUCCUUUGCUUCUAUGCCUACCAGAUCAUUUGAGCCAAAAGGCCAGUACCCAACUCAUACGAACGAGUACCUCAUUAAAGGAAUUCCCAAGAGACUGACCAUCUAUGUAUCACCGACCUCUUGAGUCAAUCAUCAGAAAGUCUUCCCCUCCAAACUUCAUCUUCUACAUGUUUUAAGACACUCCCUCCUCCCAAAAGUAGUUUUUGUCCAGAUAUCUUUGGAUAAUCCAAGAUUUUUUUAAAAACUGAACUCUGAGGAAGAACUCCUCUUUAAGAAUGUAGUUAUGUGCACAAUUAGUCAAUUGAUAUAGUGCCUUUGAAGUGAGACUCAAGAAGUGGACCCUGAAUUGUACAGAAACUUCUUUGCUUUGUCUGCUUCCUUCUUGAAAUCGUUAUCAUCAUGAUCCAUUAUUGAGUUUCCUCAGUGGUCCUGGGGACCACCCAAGAUAUUGAAGAGACAGCUUCACACACACACACACACACACACACACACACACACACAGUCUUCAGGCAAUUGACAUCCUAGACAGGAAUGUUCUUCCUCCUUGUGUCAAUGAUCAAAGAAAAAUACUUAAGGGAAGAAAAUAAAUAUAUUAAGCACCUACUUUGUUCCAGGCACUGUGCUAAGCGCUUUACAAGUAUUAUCUUAUUUGAUAAUAUGGAGUUACAGAACUCUACACAGAUUUCCAAAACUGUUCUUCAUGCCACAUUCCUCUGCAUUUUAAAAAGCAACAAGAAGAUACAACUUCCUUCUGAGAUGAUUGCUCUUUGCCAGUGGGAACAUAACUAUCCUUGUUGUUUUUUUAUUUUUCGGGGCUGGGGUAGGGGACGGAGGGAGGGGUAGUUAUAUGGCUACUUAAACUAGAGCAAUCAGUAACUUAAUUGAAUUAUAUCAACACCUCACAGGGCAAUAAUGCAGGCAGAUUUUGCCUCGGGUUCUGGAUACAUGCACAUGGAUGACUCCACUGGCUUCAGUGGAUGCUUCUUUGGAGGAGAAUUUGUUCUUGGGUCCUCAAAAUUCCAUUUGGGAUACUGAUUGUCUUGAGUACCUCCCCUCUGAAGACAAGACAGCCUUUUAAGAGUUCAGAAGUUCCCAUGCCUUGCUAAAAAAAAAAAAAUGUCCACAGUGUUGAAAUUCCUCUUCUUCCAUUCCAAUCCUCCUUUUCCUGAAGAAGUCACAUCAUUUCAAAUCUUUUCCUUUGCCGGCUGUUGGCCAGAUGUUCCACCAAUGCCGGUACUCUUCGAGCGUGACUAAAUCAACAAAAUGAGCACACCUCUUGGACCGUUUUUCUUGGAGGUACAUCAGCCUUGAGAUGGGGCCAAGUCAACCUCCCUUGGCAAACAGAACAGAAGAAUGAAGAGCUUGAUGUCUCUGGAUUUUGGGAGAAACAUCAGGUUUCUUGGCAAUCAGGUAUUCCCUCAAGAAAUCUUCACCCACUAAUGAUAAAUGCUUAAUAUAUACUAUCCAGGUAAUUUUUGUGCUUACAUCUCCUUCCUUAACUCAUGGCUCCUGAGUGGGCUUCAGGAGUCCUAUGAGCAAUUGAAUGUGCCCUCUGAGUUGCCAUUCUAUUUUUAAUCUGGGACAUACUGGCAUGACUUUUAUCAUUUUGACCUUUGCCUGGGGAGAUGAAGGGCUUUCAAAUUUCAUUGUGCAGUUUCACAUCACAUAGUUAGGUCAUGAAUAAUGGCCUGCUUUCUCCCACAAGCAUCUGUCACCUGGACACAUAAGCUGUCUUCACCACUUAAACAUCCACCCAAAUUAAACUCCAACAUUGCAGAUUCACACUCAUGCCCAGAGACAUAUUUCCAGUUUGAUUUUCAAAACCUGCACUACUGUGGUCACUAUGUGUACAUAUUUGGAAAUGGCAUGCUCUCUCCAAGUGGGAAAGGACUUUUCCAGAGGAUUUAAAUGUGACUAUUAUGAGUCAGUUGAAAAGUCAUUUUUGUAUGCACUCCAAAACAAAUGUUCUUGGUUAAUAGUUCAUAGCUUUUGAUCUUGUUUUAAUAAUAAUGAUAAUGAUAAUAAUAACAAUAAUCAUCAUUCCAUCAUCUUAAGAUUUGUCCCUCUCUUUUUUUUUCCUGGAAGAUUUUCACACUGUUUGAUAAAACUAGCUUUGUUUCUGAGGUUGUUCUGGAGAUAGUGGUUUUUGUGUUCCCUGGCUGCCCUAAUUCUCUGUACAUUCUAAUAACGUCACAGUGCUGCUGUAUCUAGAUCAAACCACUGUUUUAUUUUGUUUUUUUUUUUAGAAAAAUAAAUUCCUUAAUUUAAAAAGAAACAUGAAA